Molecule: messenger RNA, 3028 nt
Organism: Harmonia axyridis
Lineage: Eukaryota; Metazoa; Arthropoda; Insecta; Coleoptera; Coccinellidae
Gene: Keap1
Product: kelch-like ECH-associated protein 1
Exons: 10
Coding region: 280-2028 (582 amino acids)
Molecular function (GO): protein binding
Source: RefSeq, a predicted model, not a curated record
CUGUGGUGUUAUCCGUCAAUAUGCCGUCAAUCUAAUACAUGUGGACAGCAAUGAUGAAAAUUGUUUUUCCCCUUUAAAUUAAACAUCUCCAAUGAUUAUUGAACAUUUUGUAAGAAAUUGUUAGGAAGUGUUUCUUAGUAAUAAUUAUUAGUUUUUUCAUGCCAAAAUUGUAUUUACAAUGUCAGUUGAAAGGGAAUUUAUGUUGGAUUGUUGAGCUUGAAUAAUCCGAACUGGAAACAUUUGUUUAUGAGGAUUUUCAGAGUAUUACAAAAUAAUUGAAUGAAAAUGGACAAAGAGGAUACUUUUUUAUCACAAUGUACAUCAAUGCAAUGCGAAUCAGCAGAAUUAGAAUUUCAAAUGUUGGGAUAUAUAAAGGAUGCCAUGAAGGCUAUGGAAUUGAUGAGGUUUCACAAAAUGCUCACGGAUGUGGUACUCGAAGUAGGAACAGAAACAUUCCACGCACACAGAGUUAUCUUAGCUGCUGCCAGCCCAUAUUUCAAAGCAAUGUUCACUGGAGGCCUUAAAGAAUGUGAAAAUAAAAAUAUAAAACUGGAAGGAGUUUCCCCUACUGCUAUGAAAAUUCUUAUACAUUUCAUUUACACAGGAAAAUUGAAAGUUACAGAAAACAUAGUAUGUCAGUUGCUACCAGCUGCAGCAAUGUUUCAAGUCACAAAUGCGAUAGAGGCCUGCUGUGAUUUCUUGGAAAAACAAUUGGAUCCAAGUAACGCUAUAGGAAUAGCUAGUUUUGCAGAGAACCACGGUUGCUUGAGUCUAUAUAGAAAAGCCAAUCAAUAUAUUGAGAGACACUUUCGUGAGGUAGCACAGGAGGAAGAAUUCUUUCAACUAAAUGCUGUAGAGUUGGUCCAGUUAAUAAGAAAAGAUGAGUUGAACGUCCAAGAAGAAAAAGAAGUGUAUAACGCAGUUCUGAAGUGGGUAGAGUAUGACCCCGAAAGACAAAACGAAAUGGAAAACAUAUUGAGUGCUGUUAGAUGCCAAUUCUUGCCACCAAAGUUUCUGAAUGAUCAGAUGAUCAACUGUAAAUACAUCCAACAAGCUCCUGCUUGUAAGGAAUAUCUCGCGAAAAUCUUCAAGGACCUAACGUUACAUAAAUGCACAAUAGAAAAGGAGAGAACACCUAAUAUUCCUAGGGUAAUAUAUGUAGCAGGUGGUUAUUUAAGAAAGUCUCUUGACAUUGUUGAAGGUUUCAAUGUAGACGACAAAACAUGGAAAAAAAUGGAUUCUUUAGCUAUGCCUAGGUCGGGUCUCGGUGGAGCUUUUUUAAAGGGAAUGUUUUUUGCUGUUGGGGGCAGAAAUACAUCACCUGCUCAAAGCUAUGAUUCUGAUUGGGUUGAACGUUAUAACCCUGUCAAGGAUAAAUGGAGAGUAUGUAGCCCAAUGUCUGUACCUAGAAAUAGGGUAGGAGUAGCGGUAUUGGAUGGGCUACUUUAUGCUGUAGGAGGUAGUGAAGGAUCAAAGUAUUUGGACAGUGUUGAAUGUUAUGAUCCUGAAACGGACAAAUGGACGCACGUUAAACCAAUGCACUACAAAAGAUUAGCGCUCGGUGUAGCUGUGGUCAAUAGGCUAUUAUAUGCUAUAGGCGGUUAUGACGGUGAAUACAGGCUCAAUUCAGUAGAAUGCUAUCAUCCCGAGAAUGAUGAAUGGACCAUACUACGACCAAUGAAUAUUCCCAGGAGUGGGGCAGGUGUAGCAGCUAUAAAUCAGUUUAUUUUUGUGAUCGGUGGCUAUAAUGGAGUUAGACAACUAGAUGAUGUUGAAAGAUAUGAUACAGAAAAAGGAGAAUGGACAUUUGUGGCACCAAUGAAAAAGGCUAGAAGUGCUUUGAGUGUGACUGUUCUAGACUGUAAAAUUUAUGCUAUUGGUGGAUAUGAUGGUACUAAUUUCUCGAAGAGUGUUGAAAUUUACGAUCCUAUCAGAAAUGAAUGGACUGAAGGGGUAUCUUUAGCUGCUGGAAGAUCUGGACACGCUAGUGCUGUCUGUUAUCAACCACCAAGUACAAACUGUUGUUGAAAGCACUAUUUUGAAUCAAGUCUUACGAAAAAAGAUCUUAACUGACAGAUCAGUGAUUAUGAAGAUGAAAUUGUUCCACGAGAAUUAUAUUCUGCUUCGUUUCAUGUAACUAUUAACCAGUAUGCAGAUUAUUUAUUGUAAGAAUAUUUUUUUAAUGUUUUGAGGUAAACUUGUCUUAUUUAGCAUAUUUCACCAAAGAAAUAUCCAUUCAAUAUGAGAUCAAACAAAAGAUUCGUAUUAGCAAAAAUAAUAUGUUUUAAUAUUAUUUUUAAAAACCAUUUCAGUUCAGUUAAAUUUGUUACGUUUAUUGUUUUUUAUUCCUUAUAAAAUAAAUAUUUUAUGGAAAUAUAACUAGCCUACAUGUUAAUUUAAUUUAAUUAGAUAUUUAUUUGUAUUGUUUGAUGUAUAAAGAUCACUAGAGGCUUUAGGUAUCGAUGCUAUCCAUUAAAAAGUUUAUAGGUAGAUUUUAACAUCUAAAACCUCUAUAUCAAGUGUUUGUUUAGUUUCAGUCAGUUUAAAUUUUCUAAGGUAUUCUAUAAAAAAACAUUCAGUUUUUCGAGUUCGAAAUGAAUAUUUGUUGAACACACCAGAACUGAAACAAUUCCUUAACUUCAUAUUAUCAUAUAUUUUUAUUUGGAAGCAGUAGUCUUCCUUUGGGAUAUUUAUAAUUCAAUUCAAGAAAAUUUUGUCACAAUUUCUAAUAAUAGAAAUAUGAAAAAUUACCUAUCCUAGAUACCAAAAUAUUUUUAUUUAUAAAAUACAAUGUGAAAGAAAGAAGAAAUUAAUUUUUCAAAAAUUCAAUAAUUAUAAAUCCAUACUUCUGAUGAACCCUCCAUGAAAUUUCCUUUAUACAUUCCAUUAAUUAAGAAUUUUGUAGCCACCUUUUGAAUUAUAAAUACUAAACUGUUGAUUGUGAUACAUUGUAAUGUAAUAUACAUAUGUUUAAAUUCAUUAUUUUAGUAAUUUAUCUCAAUUCUACAAUCAAUAAAUAUGUUUGAUA